GCCUGCGCGGAGAGCCCCCUCUCAGGGACCAGGCUGGGAGGCGAGGAAAAGGAACGUGGGGCGCGGGAGGCCCACUGCAUACGCAGGCGCACUCGGCGAUCCCGGCUUUUCGGCGCACCCGUUCCAGCACAGGCCUUGGGGCGGGGCCUCGGGUGCAGGGGCGGGGCCGGGGCGGGGAUAAAUGCGGAGGGACUGUCCGGCUUUCGCUCUCAGCUCGCAGCCGCUGCAGUCGCCGCCACCUCCUCUGAUCUACUAAAGUCAUGUUACCCAACACCGGGAGGCUGGCAGGAUGUACAGUCUUUAUCACAGGUGCAAGCCGUGGCAUUGGCAAAGCUAUUGCAUUGAAAGCAGCAAAGGAUGGAGCAAAUAUUGUUAUUGCCGCAAAGACCGCCCAGCCACAUCCAAAACUUCUAGGCACAAUCUAUACUGCUGCUGAAGAAAUUGAAGCAGUUGGAGGGAAGGCCUUGCCGUGUAUCGUUGAUGUGAGAGAUGAACAGCAGAUCAGUGAUGCAGUGCAGAAAGCCGUCAAGAAAUUUGGAGGAAUUGAUAUUCUGGUAAAUAAUGCCAGUGCCAUUAGCUUGACCAACACACUGGACACACCUACUAAGAGAGUGGAUCUGAUGAUGAACGUGAACACCAGAGGCACCUACCUUACAUCUAAAGCAUGUAUUCCUUAUUUGAAAAAGAGUAAAGUUGCUCAUAUCCUCAAUAUCAGUCCACCACUAAACCUAAAUCCAGUUUGGUUCAAAGAGCACUGUGCUUAUACCAUUGCUAAGUAUGGUAUGUCUAUGUAUGUGCUUGGAAUGGCAGAAGAAUUUAAAGGUGAAAUUGCAGUCAAUGCAUUAUGGCCUAAAACAGCCAUACACACUGCUGCUACGGAGAUGCUGGGAGGACCUGGUAUCGAAAGCCAGUGUAGAAAAGUGGAUAUCAUUGCAGAUGCAGCAUAUUCCAUUUUCCAAAAGCCAAAAAGUUUUACUGGCAACUUUGUCAUUGAUGAAAAUAUCUUAAAAGCAGAAGGAAUACAAAAUUUUGACAUCUAUGCAAUUAAACCAGGUCAUCCUUUGCAACCAGAUUUCUUCUUAGAUGAAUACCCAGAAGCAUUUAGUAAGAAAAUGGAAUCAACUGGUGCUGUUCCAGAAUUCAAAGAAGAGAAACCGCAGCCGCAACCAAAACCACGUUCUGGAGCUGUGGAAGAAACAUUUAGAAUUGUUAAGGAUUCUCUCAGUGAUGAUAUUGUUAAAGCCACUCAAGCAAUCUAUCUGUUUGAACUCUCCGGUGAAGAUGGUGGCACGUGGUUUCUUGAUCUGAAAAGCAAGGGUGGGAAUGUCGGAUAUGGAGAGCCUUCUGAUCAGGCAGAUGUGGUGAUGAGUAUGUCUACUGAUGACUUUGUAAAAAUGUUUUCAGGGAAACUAAAACCAACAAUGGCAUUCAUGUCAGGAAAAUUGAAGAUUAAAGGUAACAUGGCCCUAGCAAUCAAAUUGGAGAAGCUAAUGAAUCAGAUGAAUCCCAGACUGUGAAGGAAAAGAUUAAAAAAAAAAAAAUAUAUCGACUGCUAUGCUCAAAAAGUAAAAAAAGCUCAACAGUUAAAAUCUAAUGUUUGUUUUCUUCCCUGUUGUGUUAUAAGGAUAUGCACGUUUGUUCUGGAAAAAAUAGAAAUUUGUCUCUAAAAGACCUGAAAUUGUAAUUAAAACAGCAACCUAAUCAAACAUAAGCAUCAUUAAGUGGGAUUCUAAGACAGUAUGUGUUUUUAUAUUUCAAGGGUUUAACCCUUUGAGCCUUACAUCUCACUCACUGUCUUUCUCCAGGAAAAGUAUUUUGGGCAGCCAGUCAGAUCAAGCAGUAAAAUUAGCUCUUUGUCAUGUAAAAUGAAGCUAGUCUGUUUUAAAAUUUUUAGUUUUGGAUUGUAUACUAAUGAAAAUUUUAAUGUAUUUGAUUUUUAUAUACAUAUUUUAAAGAAAAUCGUAUAUAGUGCAUUUAACAAAAAUCACAAAAAACGAAUUAACUACUACUGGUGAGGACUAAAUGAAACAAUCAUUUUUCAUUUUGAUAACUAGCUUUCCAGGUAGACUUAGCCAUAGGAAAAUAUUACUAAUGUAAUUUAACAAAUUGCAGUAUGUAUUCUAUGUAAAAAUAUGUUUAAAUUGUCCUAAAACAAAAUAAUUUUCUCCCUAGGAGUAUGCAUUUGGCUACCAUGUUUUGAAACAGGAACCUUAGAAUAGGGCAUUGGUAUGGGCUGAAUUGUGUAACCCCCAAUUCCUUUGUUGAAGUCCUACCUCCCAUUUCUAUUUGGAGAUGAGGUCUUUAAAGAGGUGACUGAGUUCAAAGGAGGCUGUUAGUCUAAUCCAACACGGUGUCCUUUGGACAUAAGAGAUACCAGCGAUGCGUGCACAGAACAAGGACCAGGAGAGGACAUAGUGAGAAGGCAGAUGUCUGCAAGCAAAGAGAGAGGCCUCAGAAGAAACAAAAUCACCAGCACCUUGAUCUUUGACUUCUAAUCUCCAGAAUAGUGAGAAAUAAAUUUCUGUUGUUAAGCCGUCCAGUGUGGGAGGCCAAGGCAGGAGGAUUGCUUGAGGCCAGGAGUUCAAGGCCAGCCUGGACAACAUAGUAAGACCCUAUCUCUACCCACCAAAUAAGUUAAUUUAAAAAGCCACUCAAUCUGUGGGUUUUUUUUAUGGCAGCCCUCGCAAGCUGAUACAGUGGUUUGAGAGGCUGGGAGGGUUGAGGGGAAGAUAAACUCUAAAAAAGCUCUUAUCUUUCAUUUCAAUCAGUUAAAAAUACUUGCUCAGCGUAACAAUUUUGCUUCUCAUCUUCCACUCUAAUAUUAUUGUGCCAUUAAGCAAUUUAGCUAAUCCUGACAUUUCUUAGAAUCAUAAUGUCAGGAGCAUUUAAUCUGUAUUUUACAAGUUAGGAAGCAGAGGAUCAGAGAUGGGAAAGGAGUAGCCCAAGGCCAAAAUUAACAAGCCCUAUCUAACAAAAACUUUCCAAUACAUUUAUGUUGAAUGGAACUCCAAGAUCUCACCUCUCCAUCCAGGAAUGGAGUCCAUGUAAUCAAAGUGAACUUAAAAAUAGGACAGUUUCAACAAGUCCAGAGAUUCACUGCAACUGAUCAAAGGGAGUCCAGUCAACAUGAGCCAGCGUGAUGACGACGAGGAAGCCCCCUCUGCUUUAAUCCACACAAGGAACGUAACCUGAAGUAACCUGAUGUUAACCAAUCUGCUACUUCUACUAUGCUGUUUCCUUGUUCCUGCUAGUGCUGCCUGACAAAUGCAGACCGUUCUGUCACACCUGGUGGAGCUUCUGUUUAUUUUGUAGGCUGGAUGCUGCCCGGUUCAUGAAUCGCUAAUAAAAGCCAAUUAGAUCUUUACAA
Cercocebus atys (sooty mangabey) is the source of this 3367-nucleotide messenger RNA. RefSeq names its product hydroxysteroid dehydrogenase like 2 (gene HSDL2). The record is from RefSeq and is a predicted model, not a curated record. The transcript has 11 exons. Gene Ontology annotation, molecular function: oxidoreductase activity. The coding region runs from base 261 to 1517 and encodes 418 amino acids. NCBI's taxonomy places the organism in Eukaryota, Metazoa, Chordata, Mammalia, Primates, Cercopithecidae. Gene Ontology annotation, cellular component: mitochondrion.